CUCCCUCACGAAACCCGAUGCAUCCAAGGAGCUGGCUCCAUCAUGGGCACCUGUUCCCCAAACACCAUGCCUGGGUUCGUUCUCUUCUGCCUCCUCUCUGCUCUCUUCACUGCAGGACACUCACUGAUCUGCGAGGUGUGUAAAUCUAAAGACAUCACGUGCUCAGGAAAUCUGCAAACCUGCGACGAUUCGGAAGACAUCUGUGCUACGCUUGUAGCAGAAUAUAAGAUUGCGGGACUCUACUUCCGGAGAACAUUCAAGGAAUGCCUGGCCUCCUCCCCCAUCUGUAGCUUCAUCCCCUUCAGCAUGACCUUCCGGCCGAGCAUCGCCAUGCGGACGAGCUUUAACUGCUGCAGCACCGAUGGGUGCAACUCCGGGCAGUCUGAACGUACGCCCUCCUUACCCACGCCUCCCCACCCAGGGUUCUGUUCAGCCGCUUUCUCUCCCACGGAAUGUUAUGGAAGUGGAAGGGAUAUGACCUAA
Messenger RNA from Gekko japonicus, 483 nucleotides. RefSeq names its product phospholipase A2 inhibitor and Ly6/PLAUR domain-containing protein-like. Gene Ontology annotation, cellular component: extracellular region. The record is from RefSeq and is a predicted model, not a curated record. Bases 43 to 483 code for a protein of 146 amino acids. The transcript has 3 exons. NCBI's taxonomy places the organism in Eukaryota, Metazoa, Chordata, Lepidosauria, Squamata, Gekkonidae. Gene Ontology annotation, molecular function: phospholipase inhibitor activity.